GGCAUUCUCUGCUUCCGUUGACAGUCACGAAUAACAAACAUACCGUCGUUCUCCAACUUCUUACCGAAAGCCCUAGAAAAAGUUGUGGGUUCUGAAUUCUGAUGGUGGUAGGAUCAUCAGCUACGAAGCAAGGCCUGCCUUCAUUUGGAGCAGCUGCAGCUACCAGAAAUGCGAUCGCCAUCGACAUGGACGGGAGCUCCCCCGCUGCUUCUGUAGCGACGCCGAAUGAUGAAGCUCUGCAGUCUCACAACGCCAAGUCCGUUACGGAAGUGAAUUUAGGUUUCACAGAGAGAGCAAUUUCCGCUGCCGGAGCUGCCGUUCUCUCCGCAAUCCUCGUUAACCCUCUUGAUGUCGCCAAGACAAGGUUGCAAGCUCAGGCUGCUGGCGUCCCUUAUGAUGGUAUUGGUAGGAUGGAGUCUUUUGGAUCGCAUACUAAAUGGGAUAUGAAAUGCAACUGCUGCACAAAUGCAAUUUUUGGCACCGAGUCUGCAUGCUCUUCAGAUUCUGCCCGGUACAAAGGGACUGUGGAUGUCCUCUCCAAAGUGAUACGCCAAGAAGGAUUUACUAGAUUGUGGAGAGGCACGAUUGCAAGUUUGGCAUUGGCAGUCCCUUCUGUGGGGAUCUAUUUGCCUUUAUAUGACAUUUUCCGGAAUUCUAUUGAAGAUUAUGCUUUGCACGGUGCCCCAAUAGUUUCUCCAUAUGUACCCUUAGUUGCGGGUUCAUUGGCAAGGUCAAUAGCAUGCAUCACUUGCUACCCAGUUGAGCUUGCAAAAACGCGGAUGCAAGCUUUCAGGGAUACCCCAAAUAGUGUGAAGCCUCCAGGAGUGUGGAAGACAUUGUUUGGGAUCAUUUCUUCUGUCCGAAGUGUGAAUGGGCAUCAACAUUCAAUUCAAGUGUACCGGCAAUUGUGGACAGGACUAGGGGCACAACUUGCUCGUGAUGUCCCUUUCUCUGCUAUCUGCUGGUCAACUCUUGAGCCAACUAGGAGAAAAGUGCUGGGUAUGAUGAAUGAAGAAAGGAGUGGAGGCAGUAUAAUGGGCGCAAACUUCAGUGCUGGUUUCAUUGCAGGGAGCCUUGCUGCUGCUGCUACAUGUCCUUUAGAUGUGGCAAGGACCCGUAGGCAAAUAGAGAAUGACCCUAAGAGAGUGCUGGAGAUGACAACUAGAAGAACAUUAAUUGAAAUCUGGAGUUGUGUGUGUGAACACUAGGGAUGGGGGAAUGAGAGGAUUGUUCACAGGAGUUGGGCCAAGAGUUGCGCGAGCUGGGCCAUCAGUCGGAAUAGUUGUUUCCUUCUACGAGGUUGUAAAGUACACAUUGCAUAGCAGGUAUAGAAACUACUGAUGCUGUCUCACAGAAGAGAGGACGACUUUAGGGUGUAUAGAUUAUUAAGCAAUAAGGGUAAAUUAGGCCGAUCUAAUCACCUCCUGUUUGGCGGGGUUUUUGCCCUCGUUCUAGCCUGCCAUUUGUUUAUGUUCUUUAGUUAGUUCAGUAAGUUAUGAAGAAAAUGUUCAUUAAUUUGUACUUGGCAUUCAGGCAAGUGGAUGAAAUAAGGAAAGUUUUUGUAAAAAGUUACUCUGUAUCUAUUACUUAGUAGAUUAUUCUGCUCCAUUGGGUUUUUACCAGAAUGAAAAAAUGGGGGAAAACUAUCAAA
Messenger RNA from Cuscuta europaea, 1651 nucleotides. The record is from the annotation of a GenBank genome assembly. Lineage: Eukaryota; Viridiplantae; Streptophyta; Magnoliopsida; Solanales; Convolvulaceae.